Molecule: messenger RNA, 1128 nt
Organism: Cooperia oncophora
Lineage: Eukaryota; Metazoa; Nematoda; Chromadorea; Rhabditida; Trichostrongylidae
Source: the annotation of a GenBank genome assembly
UUGCAGAAGCAGUACUUUGCAUUACGUACAGCACAUGCAGAUAAGUUAGCCGAACUGAACAAAAGGCCGUCAAAUGCCUUGCCAUCAAGAAAGGAGAUUGUCGAUUCGUUGAAGAGUGGAGAAGAAUAUGACGUUUUAGUAAUUGGCGGUGGCGCCACUGGCGCCGGAGUCGCCUUGGACUCUCAAACACGAGGACUGAAAACUGCACUGGUAGAACUGGACGAUUUCUCGUCGGGUACCUCAUCAAGGAGUACAAAACUGAUUCAUGGAGGUGUACGAUACCUUCAGGCAGCUAUUAUGAGAGCAGACUAUGAGCAAUAUCGAAUGGUCAAGGAAGCCUUAUUUGAACGAGCAAACUUAUUGGAAAUUGCACCUCAUCUCAGUGGCCCACUACCUAUUAUGCUGCCUAUUUAUAAACUGUGGCAAGUACCUUACUACUGGGUUGGUAUUAAGUGUUAUGAUCUUUUAACAUUCGACAAGCAAUGGAAAUGGUUCCCUAUGUUGAAAAGCGAAUCGCUCAAGGGUGCUUUGAUAUACUACGACGGUACGCACAACGAUGCUCGAAUGAACUUAGCGAUAGUCCUGACGGCCAUAAGGCACGGAGCGAAGAUGUCCAACAAUGAAUGGGACAUCAAAGCGAAAGCUGUCGUUAACGCCACCGGACCGUUCACCGACACGAUCCGCGUAAUGGCCGAUCCGAACACGAAGCCGAUUUGUGCCCCUAGUUCCGGUGUGCAUAUAGUGUUGCCAGGAUACUACAGUCCGUCGAGUACCGGGCUUUUGGAUCCGGACACCUCAGAUGGCCGCGUGAUUUUCUUCCUGCCAUGGGAACGUAUGACUAUUGCUGGAACGACAGAUAAACCGUCCGAGGUCACAUUGUCUCCCAUCCCGACAGAUGCUGACGUUGAAUUUAUUCUGAAGGAGAUCCGCGGAUAUUUGUCCAAAAGUGUAUCUAUUCGACGUGGUGACGUGAUGAGUGCAUGGUCAGGACUACGACCACUUGUGCGUGACCCGAACAAGAAGGACACGAAGAGUAUAGCCAGAAAUCAUAUCAUAGAGAUGUCGGAUUCCGUUUGGUUACCAAUUGCGGGAAUGAAAAUGGAAACCCACAGACAGCCACAUGGCUGA